Messenger RNA from Ipomoea triloba (trilobed morning glory), 1561 nucleotides. Its product is annotated as 30S ribosomal protein S1. The record is from RefSeq and is a predicted model, not a curated record. Lineage: Eukaryota; Viridiplantae; Streptophyta; Magnoliopsida; Solanales; Convolvulaceae. The transcript is spliced from 10 exons. Gene Ontology annotation, molecular function: nucleic acid binding. Bases 116 to 1255 code for a protein of 379 amino acids.
GAAACGAGGGGCUGAGGAUGACGCACGGCAGCUCUAUAGUAUCUGCAACCAAAUCCACUAGCUUCUCUUCUUCCUCCAUUGUUUUCUGCAUACUUUUUCAUAUCUUUCAGAAGAAAUGCCGUUUUCCACUGCAUCACUUUCAGGAGGCAAUGCCUUUCUCUCGCAUUUCUUCACGUCUGACCACCCCACUGCCCCUCCUUGCAUUUCCCAUCUUCCUUUGAAGCACAUUCCUUACUUUCGUCGCUGUUCUUCUCUCAGAAAGAUUCCCCUUUUCACCCCUAAAGCCUCCGUUUCUAGUGGGAGUAGCUCUAAGGUUGAUCAGCAGUCUCCUGAUGAACUCAGGUCUGCUAGGAGGUCUGCUGAUUGGAAGUCAGCAGGGAUCUACUUUGAAAGGGGGAGCAUAUAUAAAGGCAAGGUGGAAGGUUUCAAUAAUGGAGGCUUGCGGAUUCGGUUCUAUUCUCUUGUGGGGUUCCUGCCUUUCCCGCAACUGAGUCCUUCAUAUCAGUGUAAAGAGCCAAACAAAACCAUCCAAGAGAUUGCAAGAGGUUUGGUAGGAUCCAUCCUCUCUGUGAAGGUAAUUGAAGUUAGUGAAGACAUGGGAAGAUUGGUAUUCUCUGAAAAGGAAGCAAACUGGAUGAAGUUUUCUAGUCAAAUCAAAACUGGUGAUAUUUUUGAAGGAAGAGUGGGUUUUGUAGAGGAUUUUGGUGCUUUUAUUCACCUACGAUUUCCAGAUGGAUGUUAUCACCUUACCGGGUUUGUGCAUGUCUCAGAAGUGUCAUGGGAUUUAGUUCAUGAUGUAAGAGAUGUUUUAAAGAAGGGCGAUGAAGUGAGGGUCAAAGUUAUUAAAAUAGAUAGUGGAAAAUCAAGGCUAUCCCUGUCUAUUAAACAAUUGGAGGAUGAUCCACUGCUUGAAACUUUAGACAAAGUAAUCCACCAGGAUUCUCCACUUGAUCCUAGUUCCUUGAAUUCAAAUGGUAGUUUUAGUAUUGAACCUCUUCCUGGGCUUGAAACAAUAAUGGCCGAGCUUAUGCAAGAAGAUGGUAUACAAGAUAUUAAAAUUAGCCGUCAAGGGUUUGAGAAACGAGUCGUUUCACAAGACCUGCAGCUCUGGCUCUCUAAUGCACCACCUGUCGGAGAACAAUUCACUUUACUUGCUCGGGCCGGAAGACAGGUGCAAGAAAUACAGCUUACAACAUCCCUAGAUCAACAGGGGAUCAAAAUGGCGCUGCAGCGAGUGCUGGAGCGCAUUCCAUGAUUUGCUUUUAAGCUUCCUCUGUACACAGAGACCCGCCACUCGUAUAGCCAGACCCUGGGCAGCGUAUAUAUGCCUCGUAUAGCCGCCAAUGUACAAGAAUGUAACAGAAAGUUUUGGGCUUUUGGCAUAGCCCCUCCAACACUGCAUUGACCAAAUAAAAGUUUAAUGUUGAGAGUUUUUUAGUCAUUACAGAUGUAGUAAUCUGGAACUAAAGGAAGUUGAGAAUUAUGAUGUGCACACUCUACAUGAUCUCUGCUCAGUUGCAAGUUCACACAGUUGAGUUUAUGGCAGCAUUUUCAUUAACUA